This is a messenger RNA of Blepharisma stoltei, 2094 nucleotides long. The record is from the annotation of a GenBank genome assembly. NCBI's taxonomy places the organism in Eukaryota, Ciliophora, Heterotrichea, Heterotrichida, Blepharismidae.
AUGCAAAUAUACUUAAAAGAAAUUAACGGAAAGCAUGUGGCCAUUGAUAUAUCAUCUCAAGAAACUGUUUUAAGCUUUAAAACGAAGGUUUCUAGACUUACCAAUAUUCCUAUUAAAGAAUUUUAUUUGGUUUCUCAAGCCAAGAUCCUAGAAGAUAAACACUCAUUUCAUUUCUAUAAAUUAAGCCAUGGAAAAACAGUUUCACUUAAUUUAGCUAUAAAAGGGGGAGGAUGCGUCAAUUCAAGUUCAAGAUCAGCCAUAAAUGCAAUUAGCCCAAACAGGAAAAAAAUAAAAGUUUCAACAUCUCUUGAUAAAAACUUAGAUGUUGAAUCGGCUGCAGAAAAUACUCUGGGCAGAACGCCUCAAAAUAAAGCAAUUGCUAUGCCAAAUUCAUUGUUAAAUAAAGAAUUUAAAGAUCCUUAUGAAAAUAAAUAUACCUUAAGAAAACUCCAUACCAUUGAAAAUGGAGUAAGCCAAAUAUUAUAUGAAGAGCUUUUAAAUCAUUUUUUGAAUGGCAUGCAGUCUGAGCUCACUCAGUGGAUCAAUAAAGAAAUGGAAUUGAGAGAGCAAAAGUUGUUCAGAGACUCAUUUAGAUGCUUGAGCUUAAAAUCAUUUGAACUCUUAGAAGCUAGCAUGUAUGAAGCAAUUUUAAGAGGUAUUGUUGAGCACAUAAUAAAUGAAAGUAAGCUCGAUUUUAUGGUGGAGUCUUUACUUAUUGAAGAAAUAGAAACUAAACUCCAAAUUUCAAAAAGUUUAGAUAGGACUAAAAAACUUCAAUCUCAAAGAAAAUCAGUCUACGAAGAAAGACUUUCAAAGUUAAUCUAUGAAGAAUUAUUAACAGAUUUUACUAAUGGUUGCAAUCUCAAUAAAGUAGCAGAAAAUCUAAUAAGCGCUUGCCAAUAUGAGAAGAAAAAAUCAAGUUUAAUUUCAAAAUCUUCAUUGGUGAGGAUCGAAAGCGUCGACAUGGCUGAAGAUUAUAUCAAUGAAAUGUUUACUCCUGGAGAGCACAGCCCAAAUGAAUAUUCAUUAAAUUAUGGCUGAGAAGAAGCAAAGGUUAACGGAAAAGGCCCUAAUAUGUUCAAUGAAAAAAUUAACAAUCUUGCAAAACCAAAAUAUGAAAAAGGAAAAAAUACAGAAGUUCCUCACCAGUUUAACUUAAGAGCAAGCACCAUCAUCGAGCUAAGCAAUGAAAGAGUCGAAUUUCGAGACAUUGUUUGUGAGCAAAUGCUAGAAAUUGGGAAUAGGCAGUGUUUAUUGAACGGAAUAUUAAAUAUAUUUGGAAACAUUCCUAAAAAUUCAAUUUCUGUGCCCCAAAGUGACGGAGCUCGCUUGCAAGAGGAUAUAACUAAUAUGUUGGAAAUUAUAAACUCCGCUGAUUCUUAUAAUUUUACAAGUAUAAAGGGCAAGGUGCUAUCCAAGCAUGAAGAAUGUGAAAAAUUUCUUCACAGUAAUAAGCUCUCAGUGGACUUAGCUCCAGUUGGAAAAUCCUCAAUUUCGGUUUUGGAUUUAUCGUUCAAAUGGAAGUCAUGCAGUGAUUCAAUUCAAUCAAUUUCAGGCAGGCCAUAUAGGUUUCUGUGCUUUAAUUCAAAUGAGAUUGAAGCUUUCAAAUUGUUUAAUCUGGAAAUUUAUAAAAUUCCUACAAGCCAACCCUCUUUGGCAGCAGUUUUUAUCCAAUCAGAGGAUUUAAAGGGUGAGCUGAAAGUAUGGACUAAAAGAAACAGAACGGAUAUUUACAGCUUUUUCGAAGAUAUUUUUGCCAACUUUGGUGAAAAAGUAGAAGCUCCCACUGAGUUAUGGAUUCCUGUGUUUCGAAAGCAAAUAAAUUAUAAUAUUCCAUGAAUUGAAGGAUAUGAAAUUCCUCCUCAAGGAAAUGGAACUAAUAGCCAAUUUAUUAAGAAAUGCAAGGAAACUGUUGAUCUUGAGUUUAAUGCCAAUAAUCCUCCAGCAAAUAGCUUGCAAGCAGCUAAGCAAAGGGGGAAAAUUAUGACAAGCAACUUUAUUUUUGGAUUAACAAAUCCCAAUGCUAAUAAGGGAUUCAGUGAUCCGUUAUUUUUAUGCCUUGUUGAGCAGAAAGACCUCAUUUCUGCCGGCUAG